AUGGCCACACCGCUUCAAUUUUAUGGGAAAACCCCUCAAACAAUAAAAGCAAAAUGCGUACUUAUAUCGUCUGACCGUUUUGUAGUGGAGCUCAGUAGCUUUUCUGAGCAUGUUACCAGUGUAUUUAGGACUGUGCCCUCUAGAAUUUAUGAUCCUAAAACAAGGUCCUGGAAUUUCAGUAUAUCAGAUUAUAAUCUUUUGAUGACCAAAUUGCAGGCAGUGGAACCAAAAAUCAGCUUAGAAAAGUUACCCCCCUUUGUUCUGAAAAUUAUCCUUUCACCUAGAAAAGAAGUUGAAAUAGACUAUGAACGUUUGGACCCUGUCUUAAGCAGUUGUUUAAUGCCCUUUCAAGUAGAGGGCUUAAGGUUUGGAAUAGAGAAAGGUGGAAGGUGUUUCAUAGGUGAUGACAUGGGUCUCGGAAAGACAUUUACAUCACUUGCAAUAGCAAGUUAUUAUAAAAAUGAUUGGCCUUUACUGAUAGUAACCACAGCAAGUAUGAAAACUACCUGGGAAGAAACUAUCACAGAAUAUAUGCCUACAAUAUCUAUAAUGCAAGUUCAGUAUAUGGUUUCUAGUAAAGAUUACAUAGGUGAUACAGAAAUUUUGAUAGUAUCCCACGAUUUGAUGACUAGAUGUCAAGAUAAGCUAAAAGAAAGAAAAUUUGGUGUUAUCAUCAUUGAUGAAUCACAUGUUCUAAAAAAUUUCAAGUCAAAAAGCUAUCAUGCAGCUUCUCAAAUAUGCAAGCAAGCAAAAAGGGUGGUAUUGUUGAGUGGUACUCCAGCAUUAUCAAGACCAAGCGAACUAUUCACACAGCUGUGUUUGAUAGACCAUAAAGUAUUUACAGGAUUUACUCAGUUUGCAAUGAGAUAUUGUGAUGGGAAGCAGACACAGUUUGGUUUUGAUGCAAGUGGCAAGUCUAAUUUACAGGAACUAGAAGUAGUGUUGUCAAGGAAAUUCAUGAUAAGAAGAACAAAACAGGAUGUUGUUAAAUCUUUGCCAAAGAAAAGCCAAGAGCUGGUAAGGUUAUCUGAUUACACUACAAAUAAAACUGAGAUCUCUGGCGAAGAUAGAGAAAUGAUGAAAAUAUUGGGUGAAAAAUAUGCUUCAAAGAAAGGCCAUGACAAACAUUCUAUUCUACUAACAUUUUUUGCUGAAACUGCAAAAAUAAAGAUACCUCAAGUGUGUGCAUAUGUAUUACGAAUACUAGACAUUAAAGAGAAAUUCCUGAUAUUUGCUCAUCAUCAAGUGAUGCUAAAUGCGAUUGAAGAUACAUUAAAAGCCAAGAACUUUGGAUAUAUUCGAAUAGAUGGCUCCACAACGUCAGACCAGAGGAAGUUUUUCAUCUCCAAGUUUCAACUAAACGAUAGUGUCCGCGUUGCCGUACUAUCCAUAACUGCCACUAAUGCAGGUAUCACAUUGACAGCUGCACAGACAGUGAUAUUUGCUGAGCUGCAUUGGAACCCCACUAUUCUUAGUCAGGCGGAAGCUAGAGCACAUCGUAUCGGACAAGAAAAUGAAGUCAAGGUACAAUACCUUAUUUCACCAGGUACAGCAGAUGAUUACAUGUGGUCACUACUACAAGAAAAACAAAAGACGCUGAAAGAGGUGGGAUUGUCGCGAGAUAGCUUUGAUAGUGUAACCGAGCAUAAAAGGAGCGACAAGGAAAAUUUUCGAAAUGCACCAGGUACACGUACUAUAGAGGACUUUUUGACAGAAAAAAGGAAAAAAUCUCGCACGCCAGAAAAAUCUAGUGAAACAACCGUUGAUGAUUUAGAAGAUGCGUUCAAUGACGGGUUUGACGAGACGCUUAGUGAAGUCUGUGUACCAGAAAAAAAGAUAAAGCUGGAUGAAUCAACUGCUCAUUCUAAAAUCAAAGACGAUGCUGAAGAUCCAUUUAAUGAUGGUUUUGAUGAUAUGCUGAUGAAACACACUGAUGAGUUGUUGAACGAUGACAUGGAUGAAGUGUUGUGUAAUAUUGACUUUUAACGUGUAAAUAGAAAAAUGGACAGUGAAAAAUCGUGUUGGGCCGGUUUCCAUCACAAAGAAAAUAGAUAGAUCGUUUACCGCUUUCGCACACACAAUCUUAUAGAUUAUAUUGGAGAAGGAAUGUAUAGUUCUUUUCACGUUUCUUGGCGGCUACGUCACAAUGUCAUACAAAAUAAGUAAAAAGAUUGACUAAUGGUGCCAUAUGUUUGUGUAGUUUAACUUCCCUGAAAUUUCACAUUGCACAAGUUUAUCUAUAACACAGUUGCUAGUCGCUCUUGCAUACACUUAUGAAUUAGGCGAUAGAGACUGUUGUUUUUGCUCACUUUCUGCAUACUUCUAAUACAGACUCUCAACAUUGGAUAGUUAUAUCUGCUGUCACUAAUAUGUGAGAUAUCGAAGAUCAAUAAUAAACACAAGUCUCAUGUCCAUGACAAGCAAGUUAUUUGACAGUGACACGCAUAAAUGUGGACGAGACGUUGACAAGAAAAUGAGGUGAGACAAAGCUUAAAAACGUAUGUCUUUGAGCUUACACAAAUAAACUUCCGCGCAAAGAGGCCGAUUGCAUUUGUAUGUGCGAGGGAAAUGUAUCUAUAAAAGUAUUUCCUAUAAUUGUGAUCCGCCGAAAACCGUGAAAAGGCCUAUACUAGUGCUCACUUGCAUCAUUUUUACUCUUGGCAUUAUAUUUUAAACUCCCAUGGUUUUUAAAAAAUACCCUGUCAUAACAGACUCGUAAGUCUCCUAUGUCAAAACAUUUCUUCGUGGUACCCUUAUAGAUUACAGAUGUGUCCAGCCUUGAUCCUUUGAUCAGACGCCAUAGCCUUGACGCAGGACCUUGCCGCUGUUGGACCUGUGGUUCCUACUAUCUGAAACCAUAGCCUUGCCAGGCCUUUGCAGUGACACAGGAGAUGCACUGGAGUUUCCUCAUGCUCUCUGUCGAAACGGCAUGUGGCCUCUUGUGCCAGACCCAAGAGUUUCAUAAGUCGAUUAGACGACAGUGUUCUGUCAGGAGACCCACUAUGGUCCUUAUGGCAUUCCUAUUGAGUCAGAGUAGGUCCUCUGUGAAUACGGGUCUUCUUUCUUUGAUGAACUCUUUUGCCUGGCUUUUCCCCAAUUGGCCGUUCCAGCAUUCUAGGGACUUUUUCUUGGUCCAAUUCCUUAUGGACUAUUUCGUGCGUGUUCUCGUCACACCACAGAAAGGCCGCACCCUUUCGGGCUAGCUCAUCCCCUUUUUCAUUUCCUUUGUGCCCUUCAUGUCCUGGUGCCCUUUGCGCAGACUUACUGUAAUGUUACGUAAUGGUAUCCUUGCACAACCUAUAAUUUUAUGUGUAAUAAACCAAAGUGACCUGGAUAAAGCAAAUGAUGCUAAACUCAAAAAAGAUAUUAUUUUUUAAACCCUUUUUAAUUAGUUACUGUUAUAUAACUCUUUUAUAUGGAAAAUGUAAUUUUAAUUAUAUCUUAUCCCUUAAGUGGCAUCAUGCUGCUUGGUGGCAUAAUUAAAUAAAUAAACAUUGCUGUGAUAAUAUACUCAACCACCACUUUUGGUUACUUGAUCCAUUUUCGAACCAGAGGAUUAUAACUUAAUGAUAACAUAUUGCUCUGAUUUAGCUGAGUAAUAAGUGGUCUUGGUAUUUGCCACCAACACAUUCUCAGUAUGUUAAAAAGCAUCCAGAUUAUAAAAUUCAAAGACUGCAUUCACGACUGUAUAUUUAGUUUUCAUUGGUACAUCCUAAGCUAGAUUCUGCUAUUCUUGAACUCACCACAUGUAAUGUCUGUUAUGUAAUGUCUGCUCCACUAAUAUAUAACCACAAUUGUGAGAAUACAAUUAUUUAACGUCAAAUUCCGAUUUCGUGUGCUAGAAUGGAAUGUUUGCAAAAUCAUACUGCCUACUAGUUAUCAAGGGAUUGCAUUGUCUGAAUGUAUUGCCUACUUUUAGACUACAAAACUGUUCCAGAGAUGAUACAUUACUAACCCUACCGAACCCUUUUUCUGCCCACGUCACUGGAGAUAUAUUUUUUGGGUGUUAUAUGACAUGUACAUCAAGAAAAAUAAUUUCACUCAUUUCCGUCGGUUUGUCUGUCUGUUCGCUAAUCCUUGACCCCUCUAUAACUUUGAAAGUACCAGUCGGAUUUUGAUGAAAUUUUCACACGAGGUUACUGCUAUGUCAAGUUUUUGAAAAUCGAUCCAGUGGCGGCGGAGCUACGAGCAAAAAAGCAAAAAAAUAAAAAUCGCUCAAACUCCCUUUUUUGACGUUACAGAGGGUUCCCUUCUUGAAAAAAAAGGGGUGAAAAAUUGGGGUGGGGGGUUGUAGGUGGGUGGGGGAGGGUAUUUUUCAAUUUUUUGGCAGAGGUAUAUUGAAACGCCGCCAGUCGUGGUAUUUCUACGCAUCUGUCACAUAUUUCACUCAUCAUAGAUUUCACCGUAUAUCUAACCUUAAAACGAAUGUUGGAGAAAUAUUUCCGACCCUCGCGAGUAGGUCAUAUGCUUCGCGGUCCUGUAGAUGGGGAAGGACGAGGGCCGUCCAUUGAAACGCCCGCUAUUUAUCUAUGAAUUAUAAGUACUUUUCUAAAUUCCGGCUACAAUCAGUAAUUAAUAAACAUGCUUUUACAUCGGAAAACCUUUAUUACUCCAAUGAAAUAUGAAAC
Molecule: messenger RNA, 4628 nt
Organism: Acanthoscelides obtectus
Lineage: Eukaryota; Metazoa; Arthropoda; Insecta; Coleoptera; Chrysomelidae
Source: the annotation of a GenBank genome assembly